Lactuca sativa (garden lettuce) is the source of this 2947-nucleotide messenger RNA. RefSeq names its product transcription factor MYB3R-4. The record is from RefSeq and is a predicted model, not a curated record. Lineage: Eukaryota; Viridiplantae; Streptophyta; Magnoliopsida; Asterales; Asteraceae. Gene Ontology annotation, cellular component: nucleus. Gene Ontology annotation, biological process: regulation of DNA-templated transcription. Gene Ontology annotation, molecular function: RNA polymerase II cis-regulatory region sequence-specific DNA binding; DNA-binding transcription factor activity, RNA polymerase II-specific.
CACUUCGAAAAUGCUCGACCUUUAACACAUGCGAUUUUGAACUGUUUCUUUGCCCUCUCUAGUUUUUUGAAUUUCUAGUAGACCGUUUAUUCUCUCUCCUCCCCUUCUCUCUCUACGAAGAAACACUCUCAUCCCUGCCGGCGUGUGUCUGAUCGCAGAUCUAUCAGUAAUUGUGUUAUUCUGUCAUUCCGAUUUCGUGUUUGGAUCUUCAAACGUGGUUGAAAAUUAAGUUUAUCAGUAAUCGAGUUAACAGUAAUCUGGUUAAAACUUAAAAGGCUUGUUUGUGGAGAGCUGGGGUAGGGUUAAUUAAAGCGAGUUUAGCAAAGUUUAUUACGCAGAUAGAUUCUCCUUGCAAUUACUAAGACCUGAUAAUGCUUUUGGGGGAACAAUACAUAGAGAUUUACAAGCAAGCAUGUAAUAAGGAGAUCAGCAAUGGAAAGCGAUUUGAUGGGUUCUUCUUCUGAUGGCCUCAACAAACCACUUCAAAAAAUGCGAUCUCUAAAUGGGAGAACUAGUGGCCCUACAAGACGUUCAACAAAGGGGCAAUGGUCUGCUGAAGAGGAUGAAAUUCUGUGUAAAGCUGUUCAGCAAUUCAAUGGCAAGAACUGGAAAAAAAUUGCUGAGUGUUUCAAGGAUCGAACUGAUGUUCAAUGCUUGCAUCGGUGGCAGAAGGUUUUGAACCCUGAGCUUGUUAAAGGUCCAUGGUCAAAAGAGGAAGAUGAAGUAAUAGUUCGUUUAGUAGAGCAAUAUGGAGCUAAAAAAUGGUCCACCAUUGCACAACACCUACCUGGACGUAUUGGUAAGCAGUGUCGUGAGAGGUGGCAUAAUCAUCUGAAUCCUAACAUAAACAAGGAGGCAUGGAGUCAAGAAGAGGAAAUAGCAUUGAUUCAUGCUCAUCAAGUUUAUGGGAAUAAGUGGGCUGAGUUGACAAAAUACUUGCCUGGAAGAUCGGAUAAUGCUAUCAAGAAUCAUUGGAACAGUUCUGUUAAAAAGAAACUAGAUUCCUACUUAGCAUCCGGUUUGCUUCCACAAUCCUCCCAAGGAUUGCCACCUGUCACCCGAACUAACCAAUCAUCUGCUUCCACAUCAUGGGCACAACAACAACAACAACAACACAGUGGAGAUGAAAGCAUCCGAAAAGAAACUGAAGACAUCUCAGAAUGUAGCCAAAUGUCAAUUGUUAUGUAUCCUCAAAACGAAAGUCAACCACAUGAAAAUUCAAGUCAACCCAAUGACUUUGACUCUUAUCCGACUUCAAGUUUGACCCGUGAUUCCUUAAUCAUGGACCAAUCUUUCUCACAUGAUUGGGAAAUGAUUCAGAUUCCGAUUUCAAUUCCUUCCCUGGAUUCAACAGACCAAUCAGAAUUCAUCAACUGUAUAGAUCUUGAUCAAAACCAUGAAGCCGUGUUACCAUAUCCAAUCGAAAAUAUCGGUAAUGAUGACGUGGCAGAUGUUAUGCUGAUGUCAGCAGCAGAUGAAUCUGAAAAUCCGAAUAGCAACGAAGUUUUAAAUGAAACUGAUUUAAUAAACACACAAUCAUAUUAUUCAGACUUGUUGUUAGCUUCAUGUUAUCAGUCUGCUGUAUACAUGCCAAUUCAACCACAAUCUUUUCCUCCAAUUGAAGAACAACAACAAGAACAAAAACAAGAAGAAGAAGAAGAAGAAAUUCCUGUGAUUUCCGACACAAAUGAUUCUAAAAAUUCUUGUAAUUGUGAAGAUAUUAACAACACAGGAUCACAAAGUAAUGAAACGGGAGUUUUAUCAUAUGAUCCACCUCGAUUUCCGAGUUUAGAGAUCCCGUUUUUCAGCUGUGAUUUAGCACAAUAUGGUGGAGGAGAUAUGCAACACGAAUACAGUCCAUUGGGAAUCAGGAAGUUGAUGAUGUCAUCAAUGAAUUGUUUUAGUCCGUACAGAUUAUGGGACUCGCCGCGAACCGCCAGUCCGGAGGCGGUGCUGAAAAGUGCCGCCAAGACUUUUACAGGCACACCGUCGAUUUUGAAGAAACGAAACCGGGAUUUGUGUUCGCCUUUGUCGGAAAAACGAUGUGAAAAGAAAGUGGAGAGGGAAUCUUUUUGUAAUUUGGCUAGAGAUUUUUCUAGGUUAGAAGUUGUUUUUGAUGACAAUAAGGAACAAGAUUUGGGAACAUUUGUUGAAGAUAAAGAGAAUUUGAAUCCAGAAGGUGUUGAUGGGACCUUAUUGAAAGUUCAGGUUCAGUCAUCGGGGGUUCUUACAGAACAGAAUUUGGAUAAUUUGUCGUUUUUUUCUCCUGAUAAGUUUACCAACAAAUCGGAUACACCCAAGGGGUCGAAUUGUAAAUUUUUGGAAAAAAGAAGCUCAAAAUCACAGUUGGGUGUUGAAAAUUCAGCAAAUGAUACUUGGGGUGAAAACUUGAAUAUAUUUAGUGAAACACCUUUGAAGAGAAGCUUUGAAUCUCCUUCUGCAUGGAAAUCCCCUUGGUUUUCUUUUCUACCUGGGCCAAGAGUUGAUACAGACAUAACAAUUGAGGAUAUUGGUUACUUUGUGAGUCCAAGGGAAAGAAGCUAUGAUGCUCUUGGGUUGAUGAAAGAGUUAAGUGAGCACACUGCUACUGCAUAUGCAACUGCUCAAGAGGUGUUAGGAGAUGAAACUCCUGAUUCCAUUAUAAACAAAAGAUAUGCAGAAAAGACUCAACAAGAAUCAUCAAAUCUCUUGACAGAAAGACGCGUGUUGGAUUUUAGUGAAUGUGUGAGUCCUGCAAAAGGAGCCGAGAGUACAAGACAUGUGACAAAUUUAAGUUCAAGUUCAUCUUCUUAUCUGUUGAAGGGUUGUAGGUGACUUCACUUAAAAAACUCAAGAAAAAGUUUAUAUACAUGUUAUAUAUUAAGUAUAUAUGUUAUAUAUUAUUACCAUUUAUUAUUACUUUAUCAAAUCUUUGUUGUAAUGUAAUGUGAUAUAAUUAUUGUUUGUC